AUGGAAAACUUCCUGAGGGAAUGGCGGCAAGAUGCCCUCAACAAGGCGCAAUACGAGUCGGCCAUCUUUAUCGGCGACAAGCUGCUUGCAUUGACCAAUGAUGAUCAAGACGCAUUCUGGCUUGCCCAAGUCCACUUCGCGACAGGAAACUACACCCGUGCCCAAGCAUUCCUCUCCAGCCAGGACCUCAUCGCUCGAAACCCAUCAUGUCGCUACCUCGCCGGCCACUGCCUCAUAAAGCAGUCCCGCUUCGACGAAGCCCUCUCCGUUCUUGGCGACCGUAACCCGACGCAUCUCAUUGCCAACAACACCAGCAACAAGCGCAAGACACAGCCGCGCCAGGGACGACGUCGCGACCAGGCCGCUGAGGAGGAGGCUGCGAACCGGAGGUACGAGGCUGCCAUGUGUUUUCUCCGAGGUAUCUGCUACGCUAAGCAGAAUGCUUUUGACCGCGCCAAGGAGUGCUACAAAGACGCAGUGCGGAUCGAUGUGCAGUGCUUCGAGGCGUUUCAGCAGCUUAUGAACAACUCGCUGUUGUCGCCUGAUGAGGAGUGGCAGUUUCUUGAGAGUCUAGACUUUGACUCGAUUCACGUCUCGGGAGAUGUAUCGUCUUCACAGCAGGCUGCCGACUUUACGAAAAUGCUCUACACGACACGGCUGUCCAAGUACCGCAACCCUGCCGCAUUCGAGGCAGCCUACGAUUCUCUUUCGACACAUUACCAUCUGGCAUCAAAUCCAGACCUUCAGCUUGCGCGGGCUGAUCUUUUAUAUACGCAAUGUCGGUACCGCGAUGCUCUGAAUAUCACAAAUGGGAUUCUACAAGAGGACAAGUACAACUUCAGCGUAUAUCCGGUGCAUCUGGCAUGCCUGUUUGAGCUCAAAGAGAAGAAUCUCUUGUUUUUGAUUGCUCACGAUCUGGCUGAUAGCCACCCUGAAGAGCCAUGCUCGUGGCUCGCGGUUGGCAUUUACUAUUUUUCGAUCGGCAAAAUUCCCGAGGCGCGACGGUACUUUAGCAAAGCCAGUAUGAUGGAUGCACAUUUUGGGCCAGCGUGGAUAGGGUUUGCACAUACUUUUGCGGCAGAGGGCGAACACGAUCAGGCGAUUUCAGCCUAUUCAACAGCGGCGAGACUAUUCAUGGGUACACAUCUUCCACAAGUGUUUUUGGGGAUGCAGAACCACGCUCUCAACAACAUGACACUCGCAGAAGAGUUUCUCAAGACAGCUUACGGACUUUGCAAAACGGAUCCUCUUCUCUUGAACGAGAUGGGCAUUGUGAAAUAUCACCAGGACAAACCGAAGGAGGCGGCACAGUAUUUUACAGCAGCGCUUAAGAUCGCUGAUGAUAUGGACAGUGACCCCUCAGCGUGGUUAGCAGCCAGGACGAAUCUUGGUCAUUCAUUCCGUAGAUUGCGACACUUUAACCGAGCUUUGGCUGAGUUUGACGAGGUUUUGAGACAAGGAGGAAAGGAUGCGGCCAUAUUCAGCGCCAAGGGACUUAUUCUCAUGGAGCAGAGUAAGCCACAAGAAGCAGUGGUAGUCCUUCACGAAGCGUUGGCGAUCAACCCGCAGGAUAGCAUCGCGACUGAGUUGCUUAACAAGGCGCUAGAAGAGACGGCAUUGCUGGACGGUGCAGCAGAUUCUGAAGCUGAGGAUCUGCUAGAAUUCGAACGCACGCUUGACCAGCGCAAGCACGAUGCAGCUGUCAAGGUGAACGGCGGUCGAAGAACAGCAGGGAGAAUGGAGAAGGGCAAGGGGAGAGUGAGACGAUCACGACGGAUGACGGUGUUGGAGGAUGAGAACGAGGAUGAUUCGGAGGAGAAAGAGGACAGUAUGAUGGAGAUGAGCGAUACUGAGUAG
This is a messenger RNA of Fusarium sp. VM40, 1857 nucleotides long. The record is from the annotation of a GenBank genome assembly. NCBI's taxonomy places the organism in Eukaryota, Fungi, Ascomycota, Sordariomycetes, Hypocreales, Nectriaceae.